Molecule: messenger RNA, 1119 nt
Organism: Penicillium macrosclerotiorum
Lineage: Eukaryota; Fungi; Ascomycota; Eurotiomycetes; Eurotiales; Aspergillaceae
Exons: 2
Coding region: 1-1119 (372 amino acids)
Source: RefSeq, a predicted model, not a curated record
AUGUCAACCGUUUUUGCAUCCGAUGUACGGUACUGCAACAAUAACAAUGUUAUCAACGCCAAAGAUUUCACGCUCCAGGAAUCUGCUGAUAACUCGCAUCUUGCUGCAUUGGCCAAGCAUUUUCAAGGCGUCGGAAAAAAUGUCAGCGUAACGGCCGUUUUAGAAUCGGCCAACCGGGCGCUCAACAAGGGUUCUCCGCCGGUCGGUACGGGGUCCCCGUCUGAAGCUUGGGCAUGGAACUCAGGUGAUUAUGAGACGACAAAGUGGACACCCCAAGGCAUAACCAGCUCAGCUGAUGCUCUUGGGUCCGGUACAUGGAACGAUCAUGAGGCGUGGAUUGUCAGCUGGCAUCGUGAGGACAACAAAAGUGUUCGACUUAGCUUUGUCGAUCGCACAACCCAUGAGUAUCGACAUGUACUUCUAGUCUAUCCUACUGAGGAUGAUGACUUCAAGGAGGUUGCUGUGCACGCCGGUGGCAUUGCAUGGUAUGGUAACAUCCUAUACGUUGUGGACACAGUGAACGGCAUCCGUGCGUUUGAUUUAGAGAACAUCUGGGAAGUCGAUAUUGCCGAUGGGGUUGGGAACCUUGGCGAUGGUAAGGGGUAUUCGGCUGAUGGAUAUCGAUAUGUCCUCCCUCAAAUCUACUGGUACAAAUGGACUCCUGGAACGGACUCGCCCUUCCGAUUCUCUUGGAUCUCUCUUGACAGAAGCGACUCACCAGAUACUCUUCUGGUUGGUGAAUUUGUGCGUGAGGGAGAGGUCGACGACAACAACGUUCCUGUUCCGAUUCGACUUGUCAAGUACGACCUGGACUAUACAACACGUCGCCUGCGCACCGAUGAUACUGGCCUGGCUACUGCGAGCUGGGCUCACUGUGUUGAUAUUCUUCGCAUGCAAGGUGGAGUAUCUUAUGAGAAGAAGUUCUAUUUGUCGCGCAGUAACGGCCGCGACCCAAAAGCUGGUGACCUUUGGACUUGGAAGGAGGGUGAAGCUGCGAAGGAAUUUCCUGGGUGGUUCAUGGCUGGCAAUGAAGAUCUCAGCUAUAACCCAGUACGCAAGGAGUAUUACACAGUGACCGAAUAUGACGGAGGCCGAUAUAUCCUCUCAUAUAAGGUAUAA